AUGGCUAACCGUAUUAUCUCCCAGACUACUCCCGUCAAGAAGACAAAACCACCAGCAGCCAAUAGACAACAGAUGUCCGACAUUGUUGACCGCACCGGCUACCUCACGCCCUCCUCUAAAUUUAGCUCGCUACGCUUACACAGACCUUCGACUCGUAAAGCAGUUCAGUUCCAUCGAUACGCACGGGAAAAUAAGCUCAUAGUCUUCCGGGACAACCAUUCGUACACACCGAAAUACCAUGUGAACCGCAUCGAAACUGGGGAGCCAGAUAUAGUCGCAACACUUGCACCCAUUAACGAUCUUCUCGAAGAAGAUGAUGAAGCUCGACUUCCUUGGCACCACAUAUUAUCCGUCAUCGAAGAGAAAGGCAAACUCGACAAGAAUAAAGGACCUCGUCAAUCUGGAGCCUAUUUAGCGUUCGCGACCCAAUGUCGUCCCGACCUCGUUGGAAUGUACGGGAUGUCUAUAUCCCCCGUCGGGUACGUCCUUCAAUACAGCUGCGCAUCUGGUCUCCAAACGUCAGGGGAAUUUCCUUGGGCCGAUAUCGGGCCCCUGGUCUCCUAUGUCUACACGCUAUACGUUCCUCAUCCAGGAUUCGCGAGCCGAGACCCGAGCGUGACUCUGGCUGACAAUGGUGACACACUCGGCUCGCCUUCGUGGAACAUCCGUGACGGGGACAAGGUCUACGAAAACUGUGUUGUCAAGGUCGUCGGAGAUCCAUGGCAUCGGAUGACCUGGGUUGCCAGAGUCGGCAAUACCCCAAUUACGAUUAAAGAUUCGUACCGUGAUGCUCAUGGCAGCUUCAAGGAAGGCGAGCUUUACGACAUCCUGCACAAGCAAGGGCCCGCGCCUGGAUUCCUGCGCGUCAAGAAAGAAUAUGAAGUUGAAUGGAAAAAGAGUUGUCCCAUCAGAGUUACUGUUGACACCUCCACGCGCAUCAAGACGCGACUAAUCAUGCACACCUGGGGAGAAUCGCUUCCUCACCGCUGGGCGGUGCUGGAGCGCAAUAUCAUCCAUCGAGAUAUCAGUCACGGCAAUAUCUUGGUUCAAGCCCAAGACUUCAAGGAGGAAGGGGAUAAGGACUUCGAGGGCAAGGAACAUCGACCGAUCUUCGCGAAUGAGAUCGUCGAAGAGAACAUGAAAAAUGCCGAUCCGAUGGCUCGCCUCGGGGACUUCGACAAUGCGGCGGAACUGGACCGAAUGCUGGCAGUAUCGCCAACAUUUGUCGCAAGGAGGGACACCAUGCUCAUGAAUGAUGAACCCCUGCGAUGUCGAACUGGAACACCGAAGUUCAUCGCACGUUCGCCUGCUGUUGGCCGUAUGCUUGUCGCGGACAACACCUUCCGCAAGAUGCCAGAACUGCCAAGUCAUCUUGUCGAUCGAUACACCCAGGUAUACGCCAAUGACACGUCCGGUUUACGAACAUUCUCCGACGUUGGCACCACUCGUCAUGGGGGCGUUUAUACUGAAGAAAUGGCAGAGAAGCACUACAGAGACAGAACCCUACGUGUAAAAGAGUUCGAGCACCGUCCUCGCCACGACGCAGAGUCGGUCUUCUGGUGCAUAGUAGUGUUCCUGCUCCUUGCAGCCCCUUUGGGAAGCCCCCCAGAAAAACCCCACGAACUCGAGGAUCCUGACGAGUUUGGACUCAACUGCGCAUGGAAAUACAUCGCCAAUCAUCAGAUCGGCGUACGUAAAGAUAUAGGCGAUAGUAGGUUGAGUUUACUCCGCGAUGCAGAAUGGGACGAAUGGCUACACCCUGAGCUUGCUGAUGUUGAACCCUUUCUGCUGGCGCUGGCGGCUCAGAUUACUCCUGAGUGGGGCCUCAUCGAACCGGCACCUCCCAUUCUCCACCUUCACGAAGCGAUGCAGCGUAUCCUUCUUCAAUAUAUUGACCUCUGGAAGACGCAGAAGAAGGACGUCAAGUUUGAUACAGGACGAAUACGACCAGCAGAAAUCCCCGACAAUCGAGUAAUGCCUCAGGUAGCGCAUGAACCGAGCGUCGACGGACAGCAUAUCGCCUCGGCCUCGCUCAGGCCAAAGCGACAAGCGAACCAGCUUGGAGCGAAGGAGGAAUCCCAACCAAAGAGGCGCCGAACAACGAGGCAGGGCACAUCGUCAUACACCGAGGGUACAUCAACAUACAACGAGGCGACAACAUCAUACAAGAAAGACGUCCCCCGAAGCCUCCCGCCAUCGCCACGCUUGUUCGCGGGCCGUCGAAUAACGAGGCAGACCACAAGAUUACUCAACAAGGGCACAGGUUCCUACAAGGAUGUUGGCCCUCAGAGCCGUCCGCCAUCGCCGCGCUUGUUGAUUGGUUCCGGGAUAACGAGGCAGACUUCAAGAGCAUCCAACGAGAGCGCAGGAUCACAGAAGGAUAUCGGACCUCAGAGCCUACCACCCUCGCCACGCUUGUUCAUGGGCCGUCGGCUUCCCCUCGAAUAUUCAUUAGAUGAGGAUAUCUUUGAGAGAAGUCUCCCCUCCACGCCAACAUCACCCUCCACAAACCUUCUUCAUCUCUCACCACCUGUCGAUUCGCAGACACUAGAUACUGAUGGUGAUGCUGAAGCCUAA
Messenger RNA from Pleurotus ostreatus (oyster mushroom), 2577 nucleotides. RefSeq lists its product as uncharacterized. Gene Ontology annotation, biological process: protein phosphorylation. NCBI's taxonomy places the organism in Eukaryota, Fungi, Basidiomycota, Agaricomycetes, Agaricales, Pleurotaceae. The record is from RefSeq and is a predicted model, not a curated record. Bases 1 to 2577 code for a protein of 858 amino acids. Gene Ontology annotation, molecular function: protein kinase activity. The transcript has 6 exons.